CUUCUUCGAAAUAUCGAUCAAUGCUUUCAUUGACUUCUUCAUUGAUUUUGAUCGACUAUUCACUCUAAUUCUCACCCCUAACCCCUCCUCAAAUUUACCUACUGCUACCUUAAUAAGUUGUCUCUAAUCAGACAGCCCAAUUAUUAGGAAAAGCACUAAACAACAAUUGCGCUCAAAAGAAAAGGCAUCAUCAGCCGAUUGAUUCUUGCUGGAGUUUGUUUGUGUUUGACAGCUAGCGGCUGAGUUCCUGAAUAUCAUCUGACGAAGUUUUUGGUGAAGCCCCGAUUAGAGAAGGCAAGUGUGGUGCUUUCUUGUCCAUUCGGAUGAGAGACAUGGUCAUUCCUUUUUUCUUGGCCCACGUCAAUGUCAUCCCUUCACUUAACGGCAUUUUGGACAGAUAACGGAGGGUGAUUAACAGAUAAUGUUAAAACAAUGCUGCGUAAUUAAAUUUACAAAUUCUAUAGGAGAAUGACUAAAGUGAAAGUAAUGAUAAAGAUUAAUGACCAUUUAUAUACUUUACCCUUUACCUUUUUGAUUGAAUUUCAUCCAAACUCAAUUCUUCGAAAUGACAACAUUUAACAAGGGCAAAACAUGCAAAUUAGCCCUUCAACUCGCUGAGUGGUGGCAGAAUAGCCCCUCAACUGCAUUCACUCGCAGACUAGCCCUCCAAUUUGCAUCUAGUCGCAAAUCAACCCUUCUGACGACCAUGACUCUAGCCUUUAGUCAAGCUGACGCUUCCUUUGUGCACCCUUUAGUGCUACACUCUAGCCAUCAUAGGUAUAUGGAUAGGACAUGUGACCUCACUGUUACCUAAAUGGUUUUAGGAAUUCUUCUCAUUGUUGUUAUGAUGGAAAUCAGGAAGGAUAGAAACAGAAGAGUUAUUCUAAGACAUUUUUAAUUCUGAUAAGAGAAAGGGAAAGUUCCCUUUCCUCUUGAAAGGAGUUUACAGGUGCAAGGUAGAAGGCUUUCAAGUAAGAUAUUUGGAUGUUCAAAUAGUUGAUACUUGUUACAGCUUGUAAGAGGCUUUUUAUAGCGCUCCUUAGAAUCUUUUCUUUUGUCAUUACUGACAUUUAAAGUUUACAUUAUUGUUUGGUGAUCUAGACUUACUUCUUUCGUUUACUAAAAUAGACUAUAUGGAAUCCUAUAGACACUCUUCUUUCUUUUUAUUGACGUAAGAGCUUAUGUCUUAUUGGAUUCUUUAGAGGAUGAUGAGAUCCUCUUCAUUGUCUAAAGAAGUGGUCCCUUCAUCACAUGCUACUUCAACAUUUUCUUUGGUAGAUGCUUUUUUGUAGUAGAAAUCACAGUGGUUGUCAUGCUUUAACAACUUGCAGAGUCUAUUAUGGACUGCUCUACUGGCUGGAACCAGAUUUUCAAAGAUUUCUUUUCUUUUCUAUUUUAUUUAACAAGUUUAUGCUUGUCAUCAAUCUUCCUCCAAUGGAUAGCACUAAAAUUUCAUUGGAGAAGUCAUAAGUCCAUGUUUUCCUCAUGUCUAUCAUUCUGUCAAAGGUCUGGACUAAAACCUUGAAUCUUGGAGCUCUUCUUUCUUGGAUGAACUUAAUUCCAUAGAGAGAUUCUUCAAAAUCUUGGAAAAUUUGAUCUUCAUUUGCUUCUACUUUAAUCUUCUUGUAUUGAACUCCAAUUUGAACUAUAUGGGGAUUGGGAAAAUAUUGGGACUUCUUGCAUUCUGGUGCUACAGAGUAGAUCUUGACAAAUACUACCCCUUAAGCUUUGGUGCCAAUUUUGAAGUAUU
Messenger RNA from Rubroshorea leprosula, 1750 nucleotides. The record is from the annotation of a GenBank genome assembly. NCBI's taxonomy places the organism in Eukaryota, Viridiplantae, Streptophyta, Magnoliopsida, Malvales, Dipterocarpaceae.